This is a messenger RNA of Pantherophis guttatus, 3063 nucleotides long. It is a transcript of the gene SYN2, whose product is annotated as synapsin II. Gene Ontology annotation, biological process: neurotransmitter secretion. Gene Ontology annotation, molecular function: ATP binding. Gene Ontology annotation, cellular component: synaptic vesicle membrane; synaptic vesicle. The record is from RefSeq and is a predicted model, not a curated record. NCBI's taxonomy places the organism in Eukaryota, Metazoa, Chordata, Lepidosauria, Squamata, Colubridae.
AAAAUGGUCGGAGCCAGGAGUUUUGCGGGGCACGGUUGACCCUUAGCCCACGGACACCUCGACGCCCGUGGCAUCUCUCAACUAAACGCGCAGGGCGAAAAAAAGAGGACCAGGGCUGUUGUUGUUUUUGUUUUUUGCGAGGAGUUUUGCGCGCGGGGAGGAUGCCGAAAGCGCGGGAGCUUUCCCGCCGAGAGACGGGAGUCGGCGGCUGAACGCGGGCUUCUCAAGAGGACCCCCGUUGAUUUCGGGGCGGGCGAUAAGGGCGCGGUUUGGCGUCCCUUCCCUCCGCCCUCCCGCCUUCAGAGCAGAGCAAGGCGAGGCAAGGCAAGGCGGCAACGGCUUGGGCGGCUGCCACCUAGAGACGGGAGGGCGGGACAAGCGGGGAAGCGGCGGCAUUAGCAGCAGCCGCGGCGGCUCCCGCACGUAACAGCGGCAGCGCUCCUGCUCCCUCCUUCUCCGGCACCCAGCGAGGCGGUGGGCAAAGCAGAAAAGCCGCCAGCCAGCCUUCCUUUCUGCUCCUUUCACCUCUCGUCGGCGGCCACUUCUCUCUCGGCUCGGCGGCCAAAUGAUGAACUUUCUGCGGCGCAGGCUCUCGGACAGCAGCUUUAUCGCCAACCUGCCCAAUGGGUACAUGACCGACUUGCAGCGGCCGGAGCCCCAACAGCCUCCCCCUCCGGCGGUUCCGCCUGCCUCUUCGGCAGCUCCUUCGUCCUCUUCCCCGGCCUCGGAGCGCAAGCAGUCGCAGCCGGCAGCGCCUUCGCCUCAGCCGUCUCAGCAGCCGCCACCGCCACAGCAGCAGCAGCAGCAACAGUCGGUGGGCAGCAGCUUCUUCAGCUCCCUUUCCAAUGCCGUGAAGCAAACGGCAGCCUCGGCGGGCUUGGUGGAUGCCUCCUCGUCUUCCUCAGCGGCAGCCAAAAAGUUCAAGCUGCUCCUGGUCAUAGAUGAGCCUCAGACGGACUGGACCAAAUGUUUUCGUGGGAAAAAAGUCCAUGGAGAAUAUGACAUCAAAGUUGAGCAGGCACAAUUUUCAGAGGUCAGUUUGAUAGCUCAUGCUGAUGAGAAUUAUUCUGUAAAUGUGCAAGCUUUUCGAAAUGGCACUAAAGUUGUCAAGUCAUUCAAACCCGACUUUGUUCUUGUCCGGCAACACUCAUUCAGCAUGGCCGAAAAUGAAGAUUUUCGUAACUUAAUUAUUGGAAUGCAUUAUGCAAGCAUCCCAAGUGUUAACUCUCUAGAGUCAAUCUACAACUUCUGUGACAAGCCCUGGGUAUUUGCCCAAUUGGUGUCCAUCUAUAGAUCCUUGGGAGCAGAGAAAUUUCCUCUGAUUGAGCAAACCUUUUAUCCAAAUCACAAGGAAAUGCUGACAUUGCCAACAUUUCCUGUUGUUGUGAAAAUUGGACAUGCUCAUUCAGGCAUGGGAAAGGUCAAAGUAGACAACCAUUAUGAUUUUCAGGAUAUAGCCAGUGUGGUAGCUCUUACCCAAACCUAUGCUACCACUGAACCCUACAUAGACUCCAAAUAUGACAUCAGGAUCCAAAAGAUUGGAAACAACUAUAAAGCUUACAUGAGAACUUCUAUAUCUGGAAACUGGAAAACAAACACUGGAUCUGCAAUGUUAGAACAAAUUGCUAUGACAGACAGAUACAAGCUCUGGAUUGAUAGCUGCUCUGAGAUGUUUGGUGGCUUGGAUAUAUGUGCUGUCAAAGCAGUCCAUGGAAAGGAUGGAAAGGAUUAUAUUUUUGAGGUUAUGGGUUCUGCAACGCCUUUGAUUGGUGAGCACCAGGCUGAAGACAAACAGCUUAUAACUGAGCUUGUUGUAAGCAGAAUGAACCAACUUUUAUCUAAAACACCUAUACCAUCUCCUCAGAAACCAACUGCUCUUCAGCAACCUCAGAGUGGAUCGGCUAAGGAGUCCGAAUCAAAUAAAGUCCCAUCCCAGCGACCACCUCCUCAAGGGGGCCCAGUGCAACCCCAAGGAAUGCAAUCACAAAGACAGGAGCCACCCCAAGGGUUCCGUCCGGGGCAUUCAGGAAAGCCCUCCAGUUCUCUGCCUCCACGUCCACCUGGCCCUGCGAUUCAGCCAUCCCGUGCCCAGGCCUCAGGUCCUUCAAGUGCUGGGCCUCCAGCAGACAUGAAGACUGAGCCCCCGCCAGACUCGUCCCAGAAGCCUCAGUCACAUCCUCAGCUAAACAAAUCACAAUCUCUGACAAAUGCCUUCAACUUCACGGAGUCAUCCUUCUUCCGAUCAUCUGUGAAUGAGGAUGAAGCAAAAGCUGAAACCAUCCGAAACUUAAGAAAAUCUUUUGCCAGCCUGUUUUCAGAUUAACCAUGGCUAGUUUGCUUUUGCAUAUCCAUCAAAUGUUUGAAAGUCUCCUGUGAAUAUCAUUUUACAAACACUAUUUCUUUAUGAAUGAUCCUUCUUUGCUGUUUCAACUGUUGUAUUAAGCAAUAUGUUAUGCUCUUUUUAAAAAAGGGGACUAUAAUGCAUUAACACUUCAGGUAUCUUUUUAAAAAGCCACUUUAAAAAAAGCCAAGAGGAAAAGCUAUACAGCCGAAUGCUUACAGUCGUCCUUAACUGUGAUUCUGUGGCCUUACCGUUAAAUGCACUCAAUCAUCCCAUUGGACCCUUUGUUGUGAAGUCUUGAGAGCAGCACACCAUUAAAUUGCAAGUCUUCCCUUUCCUACAGUUUUCUCCAAUACUCAGCUGCAUGUUUGUUUCUUCAAGAUAUUUUCUUCUACUUUUUUGAGACUUAGUUUCUUGCCCUCAGAUCUUUAGGGCAUAGUUUCAUUAUUGUAUUUCAGUUAAUCAUCUUUCACCGUGUUAGGAAGCUUUCCAUCCGCUAAAUGUAGUUUUCCGAUAGGCUUUAAGAGCAAAUUCUAGAAUGAACCAAUGUUAGAGCCUUAUGUGUGUCUAUAUAUGAUUCUAUUCUAUUCCUCCUCAUAUAUUUGUUGUGAAAUUAUUUGCAGCCUGUUAAUAGUGCCUUUUGCUUUGUAAAAUGUCAUGCAUGGCCUCAUGUCACCAUAGUUCCAUAUUACAUCCCAAUAAAUGGAAAGCUCUGUACCUAA